CAGUGGGUAUUAAGCUAAAUCACAAUGAAAGCAAUCAUUCUAAUUCUAGUCCUCGUGGCAGUUGUCCAUGCAACUAGUUUGAAAGACAUUCUAAAGGCUGAGUUUAACGCCUUCAAAUUGAAGCACCACAAAACCUACAAGGAUGCUAGUGAGGAGUUGAAGAGCCUGCAGAACUACUUAGAAAAUAAGAAACUGAUCGAUAGUCACAACAAGCGAUAUGCUGCUGGGGAAGUAUCUUACGAAAUGGGCAUCAAUCAAUUCUCAGACUUGAACUCCAAGGAAUUCCAGGAGACAGUGCUGUCAAGCAUCAAUGCCAAUGACUUGACAAUUGGUAUCACUCAAAUAUACACUCCAUCACCAAGUGUUCAAAUACCCGGAAGCAUAGAUUGGCGUGAGAAGGGAGCAGUUACAAGAGUUAAGGAUCAAGGCGGAUGUGGAUCUUGCUGGGCUUUUUCUGCCAUUGGCACACUAGAGGGCCAAAACUUUAUCAAGAACCGACAGCUUAUCUCGCUAUCCGAACAGAAUCUAAUCGAUUGCUCCAAGGAGAAUGGCGGAUGUGAUGGCGGCUGGCCAGAAACUGCAUUAAACUUUAUCAAGGACAAUGGUGGUGUUGACACUGAGGACUCAUAUCCCUAUGAAGAGAGGGAUGGCGAAUGUCGUUUCAAUGCUGAGAACAUUGGCGCAAAGGUCACUGGCACUGUCGGUGUGGCCAGUGGAGAUGAGUCUGCGCUGGCAGCAGCCGUUGCAGAGAAGGGUCCCAUUUCAGUGGCCGUUGAUGCUUCACAAUUUCAGAACUAUCAAGGAGGUGUCUUCGAUGAACCUUCGUGUCAGGACGAUGUAAACCACGGCGUUGUCGUCGUUGGCUAUGGUCGUGAUGACAUUGGCGGCGACUAUUGGCUGGUGAAGAACUCCUGGUCAGAGUCCUGGGGUGAAAAUGGAUACAUUCGCAUAGCGCGCAAUAAGAAUAAUCAAUGCAAGAUUGCGGACCAUGGUGUCUAUCCGUUGGUCUAAGGGACGUUUUUCUUAAUCAUCUUUAAUUCAACUAUUAUUUAUUCUUUUAAAAAAUUUAAAUUAAUUCAAUAAAAAAAAUUGAUAACUGUUUUACUACUGUGAAA
Drosophila albomicans is the source of this 1115-nucleotide messenger RNA. Its product is annotated as procathepsin L-like. Gene Ontology annotation, cellular component: lysosome. Gene Ontology annotation, molecular function: cysteine-type endopeptidase activity. The transcript has a single exon. The record is from RefSeq and is a predicted model, not a curated record. Gene Ontology annotation, biological process: immune response. NCBI's taxonomy places the organism in Eukaryota, Metazoa, Arthropoda, Insecta, Diptera, Drosophilidae. Bases 25 to 1011 code for a protein of 328 amino acids.